AUGUGCCACACGCACCACAGGACCUGGAGUUAAGAGGAGGACUCCCAAGCCAUAAAAUGACAGAUCAGGUAAAAUCACAGGGACCCUGGUUUUCACUGUCUUCACUGCUGUGCUGGGUUCCUUCCAGUUUGGAUAUGACAUCGGUGUGAUCAAUGCUCCUCAACAGAUAAUAGUAGCCCAUUACAGACAUGUUUUGGAUGUUCCACUGGAUGACCGAAAAGCUAUCAACAACUAUGCUCUCGACAGUACAGAGGAAAUGCCUAGAACCCCAAACGUAGUGAAUUCAACACCAACCCCUUGGCCUGAGGAGGAGCCUGUGGAAGCUUCUGGCCUCAUCACCAUGUUAUGGUCCCUGUCUGUGUCCAGCUUUGCAAUUGGUGGAAUGAUCGCAUCCUUCUUCGGUGGGUGGCUUGGGGACCAGCUUGGAAGAAUCAAAGCCAUGUUGGUAGCAAACAUUCUUUCACUAGCUGGAGCUCUCUUGAUGGGAUUUUCAAAAUUGGGACCAUCUCACAUUCUUAUCAUUGCAGGAAGAAGCGUCUCAGGACUCUACUGUGGGCUAAUUUCAGGCCUGGUUCCAAUGUACAUUGGCGAAAUUGCUCCAACCACACUCCGGGGUGCUAUUGGCGCUCUUCACCAGCUGGCCAUUGUCACAGGCAUUCUUAUUAGUCAGAUUGUUGGCCUUGACUUCAUCCUGGGCAACCGUGAGCUGUGGCACAUCCUGCUUGGCCUGUCUGCCGUGCCAGCUGUCCUACAGUCUCUGCUGCUCUUCUUCUGUCCAGAAAGCCCCAGGUACCUUUACAUCAAGCUGGAUGAAGAAAACAAAGCAAAGAAAAGCUUGAAAAGAUUCAGAGGAGGUGCUGACGUCACCAAAGACAUCGCUGAGAUGAGAAAAGAAAGGGAAGAAGCAUCGAGUGAGCAGAAAGUCUCCAUAAUUCAGCUCUUCACCAAUUCCAGCUACCGGCAGCCUAUUCUAGUGGCGCUGAUGCUGCACAUGGCUCAGCAGUUUUCUGGAAUCAAUGGGAUCUUUUACUACUCGACCAACAUUUUUCAGACGGCUGGACUCAGCCAACCUGUUUACGCAACCAUUGGAGUUGGUGCCAUCAACACGGUGUUUACUGCUCUCUCUGUAUUCCUUGUGGAGAAGGCGGGGCGGCGCUCCCUGUUUCUGAUUGGAAUGAGUGGGAUGUUCGUCUGUGCCAUCUUCAUGUCCGUGGGACUUGUGCUACUGAAUAAAUUCUCUUGGAUGAGUUACGUGAGCAUGGUGGCCAUCUUCCUCUUCGUCAGCUUCUUUGAAAUCGGGCCGGGCCCCAUCCCCUGGUUCAUGGUGGCCGAGUUCUUCAGCCAGGGCCCGCGGCCCGCCGCGCUGGCGGUGGCGGCCUUCAGCAACUGGGCCUGCAACUUCGUGGUGGCGCUGUGCUUCCCNNCCACGCAGGACCUCUGCGGGCCUUACGUGUUCUUCCUCUUCGCUGGCGUGCUCUUGGCCUUUACGCUGUUUACAUUUUUCAAAGUUCCGGAAACCAAGGGCAAGUCCUUUGAGGAAAUCGCGGCAGAAUUCAGAAAGAAGAGGGGCUCGGCCCCCGCGCCGCGGGCGGCCACGGAGAUGAAAUCCCUCCGGCCCGCGUAGGCCGCGUGGGGACCGCCUGCUUUUCACAUCACAGAAGGAGGACGGAAGCCCUGUGUUUUUCAGUGACAGUU
Molecule: messenger RNA, 1695 nt
Organism: Miniopterus natalensis
Lineage: Eukaryota; Metazoa; Chordata; Mammalia; Chiroptera; Miniopteridae
Source: RefSeq, a predicted model, not a curated record